GAACUUUUUAAACGGGAAAAGGAGAAGAAGGGAGAGGAGGAAGAAGAGGCGGGGGCAGCACCCGCCCGAGCGCUUCCUCUCAACGCUUGUUCGGGAAACAGGCUUUCCCCGCUGCCGUGGCCGGAGGAUGCGCUUCUCUCCCCCGUCGGACUCCGCGGGCGGGCUGUGGGAGCUCCGGCAAGGCACCGCUGAGCGCAGCUCCGCGGAUCCAGGUUUGCCUUUCAGGCUGCUUUUGACUACUCUGGACAGUAGCAACAUGUUGACACUGGUAUGAUUCUUCUCAACUGUACUGCUGCAGAUGGGAUGGAAUGAAAAGGAAUGAAAAUCGAUAGAACUUGUCGAUAUUCCUUCGGGUAUAGCAUGGCAAAUAUCUGAGCAGCAGCAGCAGAGGAGACCUGCAAACAAAAACAAAAUAGAAGCCAUUAACCUACCUUGCUCUGAGAGAACACUAAAUCAUCGCAAUAUGGCACAGCAUAGUAUUGUCCUUGGAUUAUUCAUGAUGACUGUUUUAUCACUGUUGGAUGGAGGUUCAGCUUUCCUGUUAAAUCAGCGUCUGAAGGGAAGGUUUCAAAGAGACCGUAGAAACAUCCGCCCAAACAUCAUCCUUGUUCUUACUGAUGAUCAGGAUGUGGAACUUGGUUCUAUGCAGGUGAUGAAUAAAACAAGGCGGAUCAUGGAACAUGGAGGUGCCCAUUUCAUCAACGCCUUUGUGACAACGCCCAUGUGCUGCCCAUCUCGCUCUUCUAUUCUCACAGGGAAGUACGUCCACAACCACAACACUUACACUAACAAUGAGAACUGUUCUUCUCCAUCCUGGCAGGCUCAGCAUGAAAUACGUACGUUUGCAGUGUACCUCAACAACACAGGAUACAGGACAGCUUUCUUUGGAAAGUACCUUAAUGAAUACAAUGGCUCCUAUGUGCCUCCUGGUUGGAAGGAGUGGGUUGGAUUACUUAAAAACUCUCGAUUUUACAACUACACACUCUGUAGAAAUGGAGUGAAGGAGAAGCAUGGAUAUGACUACUCCAGGGAUUAUCUAACUGAUCUCAUUACCAAUGACAGUAUUACCUUCUUCAGAAUCUCAAAGAAGAUGUAUCCUCACAGACCUGUACUGAUGGUUAUAAGCCAUGCUGCUCCUCAUGGCCCUGAAGAUUCAGCUCCUCAGUACUCACAUCUCUUUCCUAAUGCCUCGCAACACAUCACUCCCAGUUACAACUAUGCUCCAAACCCAGACAAGCACUGGAUAAUGAGGUAUACAGGUCCCAUGAAACCAAUACACAUGGAGUUCACUAACAUGCUACAGAGAAAGCGCCUUCAAACACUCAUGUCUGUGGAUGACUCUAUGGAGAUGAUUUACAAUAUGUUGGUUGAAACAGGUGAACUGGACAAUACAUAUAUAAUAUACACAGCAGACCAUGGUUAUCAUAUUGGGCAGUUUGGAUUAGUGAAAGGAAAGUCCAUGCCAUAUGAGUUUGAUAUCAGAGUCCCUUUCUAUGUCCGAGGUCCAAAUGUGGAGGCUGGAUCCUUGAAUCCUCACAUUGUGUUGAAUAUUGAUCUUGCACCUACAAUUCUAGAUAUUGCUGGACUGGAUAUUCCAUCUGAUAUGGAUGGUAAAUCCAUCCUAAAGCUUAUGGAUUCUGAGAGACCAGUGAACAGGUUCCAUUUAAAGAAAAAGAUGAAGGUGUGGAGAGACUCUUUCCUAGUGGAAAGAGGUAAACUGCUGCAUAAGAGGGAGAAUGAGAAAGUAGAUGCCCAAGAAGAAAACUUUCUACCCAAAUACCAGCGUGUGAAAGACCUUUGUCAGCGAGCUGAGUACCAAACUGCUUGUGAACAGCUUGGCCAGAAAUGGCAGUGUGUGGAAGAUGCCAGUGGAAAGCUGAAGCUACACAAGUGCAAGGGACUGGCAAACUUGGCAGCUGCAGGCAACAGCAAAGGCACCUCCAAUAUUUUGCCUAAGUAUUACAACAGGAACAGUGAAGACUGCAAUUGUGAAGAGAAUGAAUACAAGCUAAGCCAUGUUGGACGGAGAAAGAAACUCUUCUCCAAGAAAAAAUACAAAUCCAGCUAUGUCCGGAAUCGCUCAGUCCGUUCUGUAUCUGUUGAGCUGGAUGGAGCCAUUUAUAACUUGGGUCUAGAGGAUGGCUACCAACCUGUCUUACCACGAAACAUCACCAAGAGGCACAAGAUGCAGAGGGAUAUUUUUCGUGAGGAGGAAGAUAAGGACAUGGAAUACAGUGGCACUGGUGGCAUUGCAGAUUAUACAGCCCCUAACCUCAUAAAAGUGACUCACAGGUGCUAUAUCCUGGAGAAUGAUACCGUGCAGUGUGACACAGAUCUCUAUAGGUCACUGCAAGCUUGGAAGGACCAUAAGCUGCAUAUUGACCACGAGAUUGAAACUUUGCAAAAUAAAAUAAAAAACCUGAGGGAGGUGAGAGGUCAUCUGAAAAAGAAGCGACCCGAAGAGUGUGACUGUAACAAGCUAAGUUACCAUUCAAAACAUAAAAGCAAACUGAGGCACAAGGGAUCUGGUCUUCAUCCUUUCAAGAAAUCCCUACAGGAGAAAGACAGAGUGUGGCUGCUGAGGGAGCAGAGACGGAAGAAGAAACUGCGCAAACUUCUCAAGAGAAUAAAAAAUAAUGACACGUGCAGCAUGCCUGGGCUGACCUGCUUCACCCAUGACAACCAGCACUGGCAAACUGCUCCCCUCUGGACACUGGGCCCUUUCUGUGCCUGUACCAGUGCCAACAACAACACAUACUGGUGUUUGAGGACAAUCAACGAGACCCACAACUUCCUGUUUUGUGAAUUUGCUACUGGAUUUUUGGAGUAUUUUGAUCUCAAUACCGAUCCCUAUCAGCUGAUUAAUGCAGUGAAUACACUAGACAGAGAUGUUCUCAAUCAACUGCAUGUCCAGCUCAUGGAAUUAAGAAGCUGCAAAGGCUAUAAACAGUGCAACCCCAGAACUAGGAACAUGGAUCUGGGACUUAAAGAUGGAAGCUAUGAGCAGUACAGGCAGUUUCAGCGUCGAAAGUGGCCAGAUGUGAAGAGACCAUCAUCUGCCAAGUCACUAGGACAGCUGUGGGAAGGAUGGGAGGGCUAACCUCCCCAGCUGCUGCACCUCCGUGAGGAUACAAACUGGCCAGAACUUGAAUCCAUGUACAGACUAAAUGCAAAUGUGUCUGACUUCAGAAAGAAUUAUAAUAUGAGCCUGGAGGACUGGAUAAACUUUGAGGCUGAAAUAGGUAGAAUGUUUGCACUGGUGAGUGAAUUAAAUAGAUGCAGCAAAAUUAUGGGAAAUGCUGUCAGAAAUACAGCUCUCUGAAAUCCACUAUUGUACCUGCUUUUUGCUUUGGAUUUAUACCUCACCUGCUUCACAAGGCAUUUUUACUUCAAGAAGACACCACUAACACUGACCCAGGAAUGGACAGAAGAGGAAAUAGAGCCUCAUCCCAAAGAGGAUUCCAUCCCAGGGGGCACAGUGCACACCACAACAGUGGAAGCAAACUUCAAAUUAUUUUCGUGUCAGCUGUAUCUUCAGAUGCCACAUGAAAAUUUUCAAAGCCCAAGUAUAACUAUAAAGGAAGAUUUAGAAAACAUGGAGGCUUUGACUUCAUACCUGGGUAAAGGUAAUUGUGGAAAAGGACCUUCAAGAGAUUCAGGAACUGAAGCAAGCAGCACUGAAUAUUCUCAACACCAUGGUAUUUCUCUGAUUUCCUCUGAGGCUGUUUUAGUUCUGUGUCAACUCAUCCAUCCUAUUGACACCUCUAGGAAAAUUAGAGAAAAUUUUGACUAACAGGACACCAGAUUUUUGAAGGGGUUGUGUAAAUAUUGAUCAAUAUACUGUUUGAAAAUGGAUUCCUUCAGAUUGUGAAGAAUUUUGUUAAUAAAAAAAGUGGACUGCCCAUACCAUUUCUUUAAAUGUUAAUGUUGCAUUAGUACAUUUCAGAAUUUAUCCAUUUUUUUAAAGUACUGAAAAAAUUCAGUAAAUGUACAUCUCAAAUUUUAGUGAAAUCAGAUUUGUAUUAAUUUUUUUUUAUGUGGUAAUAUUAUACUGUAUGUUCAAAGCCAAAACAGUUCCUUUGAGAAAGCAGCAUUUGCUUAGCAGUGUAACUUUCACAUUUAUUUUUUAAAAAGGCAGCUCCAAAAAGUUCAAUACUUGUAGCCAAUAAGGAAUAAUCUAGUUAUAGUUCAGUCUACAGAAAAGUAAAUAUUCUGAGUGACAGUUACUAUUUAAAGGCUUUUCAAGGGAAAAAAACCUUUCAUUUUACUAAGGAAGCACAGUGUACAGAACCUAUUUGAGUAUUUUCAUAAAGGAGAAUUAAUACAUUGCAGUACUGGCACUAGCAGUGGUAAUUUGUAUUUAUAAUUUUUUUUCAUGUUAAUCUCCUACCUGUUUUAAAGGCACAUGCAGGAGGGAGCUCAUGUGACAGCCUCGACCAACUGUGGCCUUCACUUUUAAACCAAGAAGUACUUUUUUCUUCAAGACACAAACUUAACUCACUUCUAGAAACAUAGAGUAAAAAUACAUCAUGGAAAUUAUUUUGAUGCCAUUCCUGGUUUUGCACAGUGGGAAAUUCAAGUGGAAUUACUUCACCAGGGAUAUAGGUAUCUGUUAUAACACUCCUGUGCUCAAAAAUCUACUUGAAUUUGGAAAUGGAGAAAAAACCCCUCAAAAAGUGGCAGUGAGGUCUUUCAUUGUAUGUGCUAAAUAGUAAAACUGGGAUGGAGUUUGUGUCACAUGUGAAUAUGUCAAAUACACUUCUCAAAAUUUUCUUGCAAGUUUUUUUUCAUUCUGGAGGUAAUACAUGAUUGUCUUAAUCUAGGCACAAAUCUUGUUUAUAGCCUGUUCCAGAUUUCAUCAAAGGAACAGCUGCUACCUCAUGAGAUCCUGGAUCAAUACAAAUAAGUAAAAAAAUAAUGAAUUUAAACUCACCAAUCAAAAUACAUUUUUGGUGCUUUCCAGAGAAAAGUGUGAGCAGAGAAAGCUUUUCAGAGAAAAGUGAGUAUACUAGAAAUAUGCAGAAAUACUAGAUUAGAUUUUAAAAAGUUUGCACUUACCUUUUUUGCAUCCCACCUGUAGUCUUUGCCAAGAUGAGAGUCUGACAAUCAAAGUCCUGCAGGGCCUGCAUCCCCACUCAGUCAGAAGCUUGAAAAGUUUCCAUGUCCCUUUAUAUAAAAUAUUAACUUGUGGGGCUUGCACAGGACACAAGAAGCAGCUGUUACUUUAUGAAAGGUAAGUUGAUGCCAAGUUAUUGGGAAAGCUCCCUCCUCUUCUUUCCACUCUGCUAAAGUCUGCUGUUUCAGUUGAAAAAAACAUCAAUUCAACUCUGAGUCAGUGCAGCUCCAGUUGCUAAAUGGGUCUCAAAGGUGAAAGGUCUAAGUUUGUCCCUCUGCUCUUACAGACAAACCUGGAAAAGUGUGAAUCUUUUACCAUCCUGACACAGUUAUCAGCCUUAAGACCUAAGAAAGCUAAUACACUAUGUCACCACAUUCUGAUUUUAAAUAGAAACCUUUAUUUACAUUAUUAUUAACAUCCAAACACAAAAAUCAGAAGAGCAGUAAUACCUUACAACCAACUCUUUUAUAAAUCACUCCCCAUGAUUUUUCUGUUCUGCAAAAUAAAGAUACAGAUAUUUCAAGCAAUACUUAUAAUGUAAACUAAACUUAAAUGCAAUUCUCAAUACUGUUUGCCUUCUCCUGAGAAGUUUUAAAAAUAUUGCUCUCAGAAUCACAUGGUUUCAUACUCACUGUAUCAUUCUGUCAUCUGGUAGUCUGCACAUAAAUUCUAAAAUAAAAUGUGUGCUAAUUGGUACAACAUUCAAAUAAUUUUGUCUUAUGACUGAAAAAUGGUCCUGAUUUUAUAACUUCAAAAGCAGUAUUUUAAGCC
Molecule: messenger RNA, 5887 nt
Organism: Calypte anna (Anna's hummingbird)
Lineage: Eukaryota; Metazoa; Chordata; Aves; Apodiformes; Trochilidae
Gene: SULF2
Product: sulfatase 2
Exons: 22
Coding region: 464-3100 (878 amino acids)
Cellular component (GO): plasma membrane; Golgi apparatus; endoplasmic reticulum
Molecular function (GO): glycosaminoglycan binding; N-acetylglucosamine-6-sulfatase activity; calcium ion binding
Source: RefSeq, a predicted model, not a curated record